AUGUUCAGUUCCAUAGCUAAGGCAUCAAGAAGCCUUAGAACAGGUUUUCGAGCAGAGCAUGGAGAUACAUUUGGUUCGGCACUGAAAGUAGAUAAUUAUAACACAAAGAUAAAAAGGCAACCACAAUUGAGGAAGGAGACCAACACUAAAGUGUUGAAGCAUAUUCUUCAUUGCAAAUUUAGAAAAAACAAUACGUUCUUAACACUUACCAAUGUUGAGGUGGAUAUGAACUACGAGCACAAUCACCCGGAAAAAUCAUUUAAUGAAAAAGUACUAUAUUAUUUAACUCUUCCAGAAAGGGUUAUACUAUCACAAUCAACAGGAUAUCUUGGAUUUAGAAAGGCACAGAGGGGUGAAUAUGAAGCUGCAUUCCAAUUGACUUCUCAUAUAUUUAAAAUAAUUAGAGAAAGAAACAUACUAGAUGAUUGUUUCAAUCUCGAAAUAGUUGUGUCCGAUUUCGGAAAGGGAAGAAAGGCAUUUUUUGACGCGUUAAAGGGUAAGGAAGGGUCUAGUGUUAGGCCUGCAUUGUCGAAAUUAACAGAUAUGACUAAGCUUAAGUUUGGUGGUGUUAGGUCUCCUUCCAGAAGAAGAAUCUGA
This is a messenger RNA of Brettanomyces bruxellensis, 597 nucleotides long. RefSeq lists its product as uncharacterized. NCBI's taxonomy places the organism in Eukaryota, Fungi, Ascomycota, Pichiomycetes, Pichiales, Pichiaceae. The transcript is spliced from 2 exons. Gene Ontology annotation, molecular function: small ribosomal subunit rRNA binding; mRNA 5'-UTR binding; structural constituent of ribosome. Gene Ontology annotation, cellular component: ribosome; mitochondrial small ribosomal subunit. Bases 1 to 597 code for a protein of 198 amino acids. Gene Ontology annotation, biological process: maturation of SSU-rRNA from tricistronic rRNA transcript (SSU-rRNA, 5.8S rRNA, LSU-rRNA); ribosomal small subunit assembly; translation. The record is from RefSeq and is a predicted model, not a curated record.